UGUAGUCGCACCAACUGACUAGUCUCUUCCAUCCUCCGGAGCUCCGACGUUCUCGGGGACAUAAACCCUGUUCUUGUCCUAACCCGCCAAGGGGCCAUGGACUUGAGCGCGCUGGCGUCGAGCAGAGAAGUACGGGGCCCUGGGCCCGGGGCUCCGGUGAACCGGCCCCUGCUACCGCUACUGCUGCUUCUGCUCUUGCUACCUCUGCCCGCCAGCGCCUGGUACAAGCACGUGGCGAGCCCUCGCUAUCACACAGUGGGUCGUGCCUCCGGGCUGCUCAUGGGGCUGCGCCGCUCGCCCUACCUGUGGCGCCGUGCCUUGGGUGGGGCCGCUGGACCGCUCGUGGGGCUCCCGGGACAGAUGGCCCGCAGCGCUCUCCUGCUUCCUUCCCCCGGGCAGGAGCUGUGGGAGGUACGAAGCAGGAGUUCACCGGCAGGACUUCCCGUGCAUGCAACCCGGAGUCUGCGGGACCUGGAGGGAGCCGGCCAACCUGAGCAGUCGCUAAGCUUUCAGUCCUGGACUUCAGCAGAGCCCGCUGCUAGAGCCUUCGGUGAGACGCUUCGUGCCCAGCCAUGGUUCCUGCAGCAAAUCAUCUUUGCCGAUCCUGUCAGGCUCGACGACCGUCUCAAGAACCGAUGGCGCCCCCGUGCUUGACCUAAGCAGGAGCACAGCUUGUAGCUCCAG
This is a messenger RNA of Rattus norvegicus (Norway rat), 684 nucleotides long. RefSeq names its product neuropeptide W (gene Npw). The record is from RefSeq and is marked validated. Gene Ontology annotation, biological process: G protein-coupled receptor signaling pathway; feeding behavior. Gene Ontology annotation, molecular function: G protein-coupled receptor binding. Gene Ontology annotation, cellular component: extracellular region. Lineage: Eukaryota; Metazoa; Chordata; Mammalia; Rodentia; Muridae.